Molecule: messenger RNA, 2088 nt
Organism: Neoarthrinium moseri
Lineage: Eukaryota; Fungi; Ascomycota; Sordariomycetes; Amphisphaeriales; Apiosporaceae
Exons: 1
Coding region: 1-2088 (695 amino acids)
Source: RefSeq, a predicted model, not a curated record
AUGCUAGAAGCAAGUGCGGAAGAUAUGUACCGUUAUAAGCAAUUACGAGAUGGCGAGAUACGACUAUUGCAGUGUCAACGGCAUACGGGCGGACGCAGUGGGGGGGAUUCAAACGAUCCCGCGGGCUCCCAUCUGCAAGGUUUCAUCCAAUCGUUUGCCUCGGCAGCCUGCCCUCGUUAUGCGGCUUUGUCCUACUGCUGGGGAACGGACCAGCCUUCUGAGUGUUUGGUUUUGAAUGGCGAGGGGGCCUUGUUGCGAAAUAAUCUCUACCGCCUUUUGUGCCGCCUGAGUGAGGACCUCCCAGAGAAUACAGCCCGGCGUCACAACUCGGGCCAUUUUGACGAUCAAAUUCAAGCUCUGACGAAUGAUGCAUACAAUCUGACCAUCAAAGAAUCUCCGCGCAGUCUACAAGAAGUCAAGGAUGCACCAGGUUUCAUAUGGACUGACGCAUUGUGCAUAGACCAGCAGAACAUAGCGGAAAAGAAUGUUCAGCUCGGAAUGCUGGGGGAGAUAUAUGCCAAGGCGGAGCGUAUCAUCAUAUGGCUCGGCGAGUCUGAUGAAAGCAGUAGAGCCGCAUUCAAUGCAUGGCGAAGCCUUGCCCGAUGGGCUCGAAGUAACCCCCAGGACAGACCUGACCUAGAAUUAUCACCGGACGAGUGCCGAGCUUUGGAGGACCUCCGCGAGCGAGAGUACUGGAGACGGGUCUGGAUCUGGCAGGAGGCUUCCACACCAAUGGUCCCACGAGAGAUCUGGUGUGGCGAUGAACGGAUCGCUUUCGAAGACGCUGUACUCGCAAAUGAUGUAGCCAGGCAGUGGCUGCUGGCUCUGAACCGUAUCCCUGAAGCCAACCCCUGGAAUACGGAGCUCGAGGGUCUGAAUACUUUGAGCCAUAUUCGACAAACCCAACGAAACAUGGGGCCAUCCGAUUCAUUAGAGUCAACCAUCAUCAGGGGGUGGGACAGUCUUUUAAGCAUGCUGUACACGACCUUGGAUCUCCAGGCAACCAACCCCCGGGACAAGAUAUACGCACUCUUAUCGGUUUAUGCCGACAUUAGGAACCUUCCGUUGAAUCAAAUAAUCUACCGGAUAGAUUCUCACGCACGGGGGAGCGAGUCAUCUUCACACCGAGGGAAUUGGCCUCUGGAGGAGGCUUUGAUCGGUCAGAAGGGCACAUUCUUGCGUGUAGACCCGGAGUUGUCCCAUUGGGACCAUGAGGCACCACCGCAAAACAGUAAAAGCUAUUCGAGUGCGCUUCUGCGUAUAGAUUACGAUCUACCUCUCGAAGAAACGAGCCGGGAGUCUGCCAUAUUUAUGCUCAUUGGCGAGCAAGACUUGCGCACACUGCUGCUAUGCAGCAUGACAGGUCCGCGUGCAUCAAUUCAUACCUGGAUACCAAACUUUAGGAACAUCUCCCAAAGGUUCAACCUCUUUGACUACUGUCACCUUUUCAACGCUUCGCCCAACGCAGCCUCGGAGGUGACGCUGGCGCAAUACCGAAACAAAGUAACAUUGCGAGGCAUUCUCCUAGAUGAGGUUGCCUCAGUUCACCCACCUUUGACUGCAACCGGCGACAGUCUCGUGUCUGAUCCGGUUGAGUUCGGACAGCAGAGGUUCGCUGAAUGGAUUCAAAGCAUCGCGAGGUUCAUUUUCCCCAAGGCGAAGGAGCGUCGUUACUUGGGUAUCGGGUCACUUUCACAAGCUGUGGAUCGCCUUUUGGCAUUGCACUGUGCUCCUGGCAUGGUCUUAACGCGGUCUGACAGUGUUACACAUUGGGGCCUUCUAGAAAUAGCGGCCGGCGGUCAAGUUCCUCGAAUAGAUGCCAUGAUGACCGAGUUCACCGACCUGCUGCUGCGGGUGAGUAAGGCUUCACUGUUUUGGACCAGGGGCGGGUUUCUUGGUCUGGGAGACCCCAGCAUACGUGGGUAUCAGCGUGAUUACAUUGUAGUGUUCGACGGACUAUCAAUUCCAGUCGUCAUUCGGGAUGCAGGUGCAUUCAAUAUGGUGGUCGGGCCUGCCUUCGUGCAGGGCAUAAUGGAUGGAGAGUUGUCAGGGAAAGGAUACCAAAGUCGAAACUUUACAAUACAUUAG